Molecule: messenger RNA, 3561 nt
Organism: Prunus dulcis (almond)
Lineage: Eukaryota; Viridiplantae; Streptophyta; Magnoliopsida; Rosales; Rosaceae
Product: TMV resistance protein N-like
Exons: 6
Coding region: 1-3561 (1186 amino acids)
Biological process (GO): defense response; signal transduction
Molecular function (GO): protein binding; ADP binding
Source: RefSeq, a predicted model, not a curated record
AUGGCCUUGAGCACCCAAAAAGCCUCUGCAUCUCUUUCGGCUGAAUCGGCUCCUCCUCAAUGGAAACAUGAUGUUUUUCAGAGUUUCAGGGGAGCAGACACUCGCAGGGGUUUUAUGUCUCAUUUAGACCACGAACUGCGGUACCGGCAAACAAUAAAAACUUUCAAGGACGACCGAGACCUUGAAAUAGGAGCAACUAUUUCUCCGGAGCUGUUGACCGCAAUCGAAGAAUCACAUCUUGCCAUCAUUGUUCUCUCCCCAAAUUACGCUUCUUCCCCUUGGUGCUUGGAUGAACUCUCAAAGAUUCUUGAAUGCAUGGAAGACACCAAUAGAAUUCUGCCAAUCUUUUAUGACGUGGAUCCUUCUGAUGUACGAUACCAAAAGGGGGGAUUUGCUGAAGCAUUCACUAAGCAUGAAGAAAGGUUUAGUGAAGAAGCAGAGAAGGUGAAGCGGUGGAGAGCUGCUUUAAGAAAAGUUGCCAAUCUCUCUGGCUUAGAUUCAAAGAAUUAUAAGUGGGAAGCAGAGCUUAUCAAAGACACUGUCAAAUGUGUGUGGAAGAAAUUGAAUCCUACAUUGACGUUGUUAGAUUCCCAAGAGAGAUUGGUUGGAAUUGAUUGUGCACUUGAUCAACUCCGCUUGCAAUUAGAUCUCGAGGCAAAUGAGGUUCGCUUUAUAGGGAUAUGGGGAAUGGGUGGGAUAGGCAAAACAACCCUUGCUAACCUUGUGUUUCAGAAAAUUUCCCAUCAUUUUGAACUUAAAUGUUUUCUAUCGAAUGUGAGAAAGAGGGAGGUUUCUAAUCUACAAGGACAACUUCUUUCCCAAAUCUUGGACCAAAGUAUUAAUCAUGUUUGUGAUGAAAGGGAGGGAACCGUUUUCAUUAAUAAAGUUUUAAGGAAUAAAAAGGUUCUUCUCGUACUUGAUGAUGUGGAUCAAUUACACCAACUAGAAAUACUGGCUAGAGAUAAAAUUUCGUUUGGUGUGGGGAGUAGAAUUAUCAUCACAACUAGAGAUAAACGUCUACUUGUUCAGCAUGGUACAACAACCUAUAAGGUAGAUGUAUUAAAGGAUGAUGACGCUCUUGAGCUCUUUUGGCGACAUGCCUUUAAGAAAGAUCAGCCUGAGGAAGGUUUUCAGGACCUGUCUCAGCAUUUCCUAUAUUAUGCUAAAGGCCUUCCAUUAGCUCUCAAAACUUUGGGGCGUGCUUUGUAUGGGAGAGAUCAAGAUGUGUGGAAGAGUGCGUUAGGGAAGAACAAAGAGCAAGUUAUUCAAGUACUAGACUGGAGCCUUGACAUUUCCAGUCUUAUUGAGAUAGAUAUUCUUAUUGAGAAAUCUCUCUUAACUAUUGAGAAACUCCACUUUGGUAGCAACAUUGUUGAGAUGCAUGAUUUGAUACAAGAAAUGGCAUGGAAAAUUGUUCGUGAAGAGUCUCCCGAGCCUGGUAAACGCAGUCUCUUGUGGCAUCACAACGACAUUUCUCAUGUAUUCAUAAACAAUACGGGUACGGAAGCAAUUGAAGGUAUAGUCUUACGUCUGCCCCAAUUAGAAGAGGUGCACUGGAAUUGUGUUGAAGCCUUCUCUAGGAUGCGCAGAUUAAUGCUUCUUGAAUUUGAUAAUAUUGUCAUUUCUUUAGUUCCUAAAGAUCUUCCAAUUUCCUUAAUAAUUAUCCGUUGGAGUUGGUAUCCUUCCAAGUCGCUCCCGCCAAGUUUUGAACCACGUUUCCUCAUUAAACUCGAGAUGCUUCAUAGCAAACUUGUCCGGCUUUGGGAUGGAGAAAAGGAUUUCCCCAAGUUGAAAUACAUGGAUCUUAGUUACUCUGAAAAAUUGACGAGUGUCCCAGAUUUCAAAGGCAUUCCGAAUCUUGAGGAAUUGAAUCUAGUUGGUUGUACGAAUUUAGUUGGGGUUCACUCGUCUAUUGCAGUUCACAAAAAGCUAAAAGUUUUAAGACUUAGGGACUGUAAAAGUAUUAAGAGUCUCCCAAGUGAGUUGAAAAUGGAUUCUCUCGUAUUAUUGAGUCUUUGGGGCUGCUCAAAAGUGAAAAAGAUUCCAGAAUUUGGGAAACAGAUGACAAAAUUGUUCCAGCUUAUUUUAUGCGAGACUGCUAUCGAGCAAAUACCUUCAUCAAUUGAACAUCUAGUUGGCCUUGUUGAAUUGCACGUAAGUGAUUGCAAAAGACUCUUGGGUCUACCGAGUGCGAUAUGCAAUUUGAAGUCUCUUAAAAUCCUCUGGGCUCUAAGUUGCUCAAAACUUGACAAACUGCCAGGGGACAUGGAGUCUUUAGAGGAGGUUUAUUUAGACGGAAGUGCUAUGAGAGAGCCGCUUGUUGUUAUGAAAAACCUCAAACAUCUAAACUUUAGUGGAUCAUCAACUUCAAGGGAUGGUAUUGACAUUGGCACUGGGUGGGGCCUUGACCGUUUAUUUGGAAAUAGAAAGAGUCAUCCUGACCCUAAACCUGACCCCUGGGGUUUGGUGUUGUCUUCUCUAAAUCAUUUAUGCUCUUUGGCUGAAUUAGAUCUAAGUGAUUGUAACAUUGGUGAAGGUGCCAUCCCCGAUAAUAUUGGCUACAUCUCUUCUUUAGAAUAUUUAACACUUAGUGGAAACAAUUUUGUCAGCCUUCCCCCAAGCAUUAGAUUCCUUGCUAAGCUUGAGUGUCUUCAAUUGAGUAGGUGCAAAAGGCUUGAGCAAUUGCCAGAUCUUCCGUCAAGUAGAUCCUUAAAUGUAAAUGUAAACAAUUGUACUGCCUUAAAAAGGUUGUCCGAUCCAUCUAAGCUGAGCGAAGGAGCCAAUGUGUAUGAUUUUAGGUUUAGUUGUCAUAAUUGCUUCAGAUUGGUUGAAGAAGAAGGCUGGAUUAAUAGAAUUUUUGCAAUAAUAAUGAGAUUGGCCACUCGGGAAUUCUUUUCAAUGUGGGCUGGUGACUUACUUGUAUGGCCUGGAAGUGAAAUUCCAGAUUGGUUCGAUAAUCGAAGUGUGGGAGAUUCAAUAACUAUGGAGCUGCCUCUACCUCCACAACCUAGUAGCGACUGGAUUGGGAUUGCUUUAUGUGUUGUUUUUCAAGAUUCUGAAUAUUUGCAAAAUCCAGCCUCGGUUGUUGGAUAUGAUUAUUUCCAAAUUCAGUAUUUAGGGGGUCCGUAUGAGACUUUUAAAGUCGGACAUCUUGAGUCACAACACCUUUGGGUUCUUUAUUUGCCUCGCGAUGAUCCCAGCCUCACCGAUGCCUCAACCAGUCAUCAGUUUUCAUUCGAAGCACAUUACUGUGCAUACGGAUCUUGCAAGAGACUCAAAACAAGCUCGAUUAUAAAAGAAUGUGGGGCUCGUUUGGUGUACGAGAGGGAUUUGGAAGAAUUCAACCGAAUAAUCAAAAUCCCCGAGAGAAACCAGUUCUGGCGAAAAAGAUUUUUUGUCGAUACAAAAAUUUGCAGUUUGUUGCCAGAGCUAAGUUUUCCUGUUGUGGCGGCCCCAAUUGGUACUAGUGGAAGUGGUAGCUCUGAUGACGCCAAUGAACCAGGAAUUGGUAGCUCUGAUAACGAGGAUGAACCAAUCAGCAAAAGAUUCAAGGAAGUCUAA